Molecule: messenger RNA, 1614 nt
Organism: Cryptococcus wingfieldii CBS 7118
Lineage: Eukaryota; Fungi; Basidiomycota; Tremellomycetes; Tremellales; Cryptococcaceae
Exons: 12
Coding region: 1-1614 (537 amino acids)
Biological process (GO): transmembrane transport
Cellular component (GO): membrane
Molecular function (GO): transmembrane transporter activity
Source: RefSeq, a predicted model, not a curated record
AUGUCUGCGACGGUGCAAGACCUCUCCCCCGAGGCGAUCCCAGUCGUCAACACGGUCCCUCCCCGCGCCGAAUCCGUCAAGAGAAAGAACAAGCCGACCAUCCUUCAGUCUUUCAGGAGUUUCAUCUGGGAUAGCGACACGCACCUCAAGUCGCCCCAGGAGAGGCGUCUAUUGUUCAAACUCGACUGCUGCAUUUUGCCUUGUCUGUGUCUCGGUUUUUUCUGCAAGUAUCUCGAUCAAACCAAUCUCAACAAUGCCUAUGUUUCUGGUCUGCAAGAAACUCUCGGAUGGUACGGUAACCAGUAUACAUACGCUACAUCACUCUACACUGUCGGAUACGCUAUCAUGCAGGUUCCAUCUACCCUGAUUGUCCAACGCGUCCGCCCGUCUCUCUGGCUCGCCUUCUGUGAGAUAGUUUGGGCCGUCCUCACCUUCUGUCAAUGUGCCGUCAAGAACACCAGUUCCGUGUACGCCCUCCGAUUUCUAGUAGCUCUCUUCGAAUCGGCCUUCUUCCCCGUCGGUCUAUACCUCCUCGGGUCCUGGUAUACUCCCACCGAGCUUGCCAAGAGAGCUGCCAUCUUCCACUUUACAUCAGCGGCGGGCUCGGCCUUUUCGGGGUAUAUGCAAGCGGCCGUUUACGCCACGCUGGAUGGACGAUACGGCUUGCAAGGCUGGCAAUGGCUCUACAUCGUAUGCGGCAUCAUCACAGCCCCUUGUGGCUUCCUCGUCCUUUUUCUCCUCCCCGACUACCCGAGCGGGGGACAAAAACGCUGGUACCUCACCGAUGCCGAAUUCGAGCUUGCUCAAGAAAGAAUGAGGAAGCUUCACCGAUCACCCCCUGGCAAUCUCGAUAGGGGCGUCAUCAAAAGGAUCUUGCAGCGAUGGCACAUCUACAUCAUCCCUUUGACUUAUACAAUGUACGGUCUUGGUUGCGCAUCUGGAAGCUAUACCUCCAUCUGGCUUAAGUCUACCGGUGAUUACUCCGUCGCUCAAAUCAACACCAUUCCUACUAUCAGCAACGUCAUCGCCGCCGUGACCGUUCUUCUAUGGGGUUUCCUUUCCGACUACUUUGGCUCUCGCUACUACCUCAUCGCCCUUCCCACCCUCCUCGCCCUCUUCCCCAACAUUGUCCUCACCAUCUGGCCGUCCUCCAACCCCCUCAAACUUGCCGCCUUCCUCAUCACUGGCGCCCAAUACGUCACCGCUAUCUACUACGCCUGGUUCCAAGAAAUCUGCUCUUCCGACCCCCUUGAGCGUGCUAUCGUCAUAUCUCUCUCCAAUGGACUGCAGUAUGCCUUCAGCGCAUGGGUCUCCAUCUUGAUCUUCCCCCAGGUGGAUCGACCGAACUUUAGGAAAGGUUUCCCGACAACGUUGGCUUUCGUCAUCAUGGGUCUCGUCCUCGCCACCAUCGUCAACCUCCUCCACCGACGAGACAUCCGCCGAGGCGUGUACGACCAUACUGUCGAGAGAAAGGAAGAAGAGUCUAUCGGAGGUAACGUUAGUACGGGUCAGGGAGAGCAAGGCGCAGUGGCAGGGGAGGAUUACAAAGAGGAUGUGAAAAGUGAAGCUGUCUUGCAGGGGGGGCAGACGACUACGAAUGUGCUCUCUCGUUGA